UCCCGCAAAAAUAUCAAAGGGGAGAGAAAUUGGAUAUUGUCCAGAGUUCAAGACUGGAUGUCGUCCUUCUUGUAAGACCCGUCUCUCUCCUCAUCCACCGUGAAUAAAUCUGCUUGGUCAAGCCUGUAAUUGCAGAGUCAAGGGUUACCCAUCAGAGUUCUUCUUCAAUUCCGCAAACCCUUUUCGUUUUACUUCACGUAUGAGCCAGUACUGAUAAGGGAUUGAAAAGGAAAAAGCUGUCUUGUUGGUGGUUUUUAGUUGGGGAACGAAAGAAGCAGAGCCAUGGCGGCUGCUGCUGCUGUUGCUUUGAGGUCGAAAUUUUUCAAAGAUGUAGCUUCGAGGGCAGUUUCCCGGAAUAGAUUAUUGGGAUUUCAUCGCAGUUAUAGAAGAAAGUGGGACGAUUUCUGGACCAGGAUGCCCAAUCAUUUGGAUAGGUUCAAAAUGGUUUCUUUACGAGGAGAUUUAGUCGAAAAGGGUACAGGGUAUUCGCAAAGUCGUGAACUUUCGUCGGAUUCCAGUGUGGAACGAUGCAAGGAAUCGACUAGUUUACCGGAUUCUGUGAUGUCUUAUGGCGAACCUCCUGAGUUCUGGCAACCACCGGGAGACGAUCAUACGGUUUGCUCAGCUGCGGUGGAAGCGAAUUCAGUGCGUGGAGUGGGAGGCAGUGGAGGAUCCAUGGGUUCCGGAGGUGGUUCUGGUUCGAAUUCCAAUGAUCGGAGCUUGGGAGGAGGGAAUUUUGAAAACAAUUUUCCGACCCCAAAGGAAAUCUGCAAAGAACUCGAUGAUUAUGUUAUUGGCCAGGAGCGAGCCAAGAAGGUACUUUCUGUGGCGGUUUACAACCAUUACAAGAGAAUAUAUUACGAGUCUGUGCUUAAGUGGCCUGCCGGAGAUGCAGUUAAUGGUGAAGUUGAUUCAACAGAUGAUGAUUCUGUAGAGCUCGAGAAAAGUAACGUUCUUCUAAUGGGUCCAACUGGCUCAGGGAAGACAUUACUUGCAAAAACUUUGGCACGGCUUGUGAAUGUUCCAUUUGUUAUUGCAGAUGCAACAACACUGACUCAGGCUGGAUAUGUUGGAGAGGAUGUGGAGUCCAUAUUAUCCAAGCUUCUUACGGCUGCUGACUUUAAUGUGGCUGCUGCCCAGAAGGGCAUUGUCUACAUCGACGAGGUUGACAAGAUUGCCAAAAAGGCCGAGAGUCUCAACAUUAGCCGAGAUGUAUCAGGCGAGGGCGUCCAGCAGGCAUUGCUAAAAAUGUUGGAAGGAACAGUGGUUAAUGUCCCAGAGAAGGGAGCUCGAAAGCAUCCUCGAGGUGACAAUAUUCAGAUUGAUACUAGAGAUAUUCUCUUCAUUUGUGGUGGUGCCUUCAUUGACUUGGAGAAAUCAAUAUCAGAGAGGCGGCAAGAUUCUUCAAUUGGUUUUGGAGCACCAGUACGUGCAAACAUGAGGACUGGUGGUCUGACAAAUGCUAUGCUGGCAUCAUCUUUACUGGAAACUGUUGAAAGCAGUGAUCUUAUUGCGUAUGGUCUAAUACCGGAAUUUAUUGGACGGUUCCCAAUCCUUAUCAGUUUAUCAGCUCUCAAUGAAGAUCAGCUUGUUCAGGUUCUCACUGAGCCAAAGAGUGCCCUGGCAAAACAAUACAAAAAGAUGUUUCAAAUGAAUGGUGUCAAGCUACAUUUCACUGAGAAGGCAUUGAGACUUAUUGCUAGAAAAGCGAUGGCUAAAAACACUGGGGCUCGAGGCUUACGAUCCUUAUUGGAGAAUAUCUUGAUGGAUGCAAUGUAUGAGAUUCCAGACACAAGGACUGGCAAUGAUAAAAUAGAUGCUGUUGUGGUUGAUGAAGAAGCCAUUGGUUCUGUAGAAGGAUGUGGUUGUCAAGCUAAAAUUCUUUCUGGUGAUGGUGCAUUGGAUCGGUAUCUUUCACAACAAACUGUGAAGGAGGCAGAUGAUCCAGAGAGAACCCUGGAAGAAUCUGAUGGUGAGUCGGAAGUUGAACCGGAGCUCCCUUCUGUUGUUGCCAGUAUGUAGUCUUCUGGUGAUAUCCAUUUGUGGUCUCAACCUUGUAAUUAAGUUAAUAUGUAUUUAAGUUACAUUAUUUCUAAUGGUUUCCGGGGUUUCCUGUAGUUGGUCUUAUAACUUUCAGCAUUUUAAUCCAUAAGAAUGAAUCCCAAAGGUUAUUUGAAAAUGUGCAA
This is a messenger RNA of Macadamia integrifolia, 2186 nucleotides long. RefSeq names its product CLP protease regulatory subunit CLPX1, mitochondrial-like. The coding region runs from base 283 to 2022 and encodes 579 amino acids. The record is from RefSeq and is a predicted model, not a curated record. The transcript has 15 exons. Gene Ontology annotation, biological process: protein catabolic process; protein folding; proteolysis. Lineage: Eukaryota; Viridiplantae; Streptophyta; Magnoliopsida; Proteales; Proteaceae. Gene Ontology annotation, cellular component: mitochondrial matrix. Gene Ontology annotation, molecular function: ATP hydrolysis activity; ATP-dependent protein folding chaperone; ATP binding.